CUCUGCCUACUUUAACCUAACAUUUGCCUAACAUCACCCGAACAUUUACAUUUAUUUACAGAAGAUGAAAACAUGAAAACAAUUACCUAGGUAUAAGGCACAAGAAUAUUAUAUAGGUAUAUAAGUUCUUCGUAAUUUCAAAUAAAAGGUCAAUUACUGUAGAGAAAUUUCGGGAAAUUAUUCUUAGAGAGAGUGGAGAUUAUUCUUCCUAGUAAACAUUAUGGAAAAAGCAAUUGAUGAGCUACUCCAGUUUGUUCAAAUCGGUGCAAGGUUGGAUUUGAAAGGAGUUGCUGUGGACCAUGUGCUGGGAUUAACUGGGAACACAGAAGGUGUAGAGGCUGUUAUUAAUAAACCAAAACUCUUAGUAUCCCUUAUAUGUCUUCUGAAUGAUAAUACAGUGCCCAUUGCACAAGAUGCAAGCUUAUCACUUAUUAACAUCUCAGCAAAUGAAAAAGGCGCCAGUAAACUUUUAGAUCUUAAUUUAAAAGAGUCUUGUCCUCCAUUACAGAAUCCUCCCGAAGAUAUUGUAAAACAAUGUUUAAAUCAAAUAUUCGAUAGUAAUAGUAAAAUUGCUGACCAAUGUUGCAUGAUACUAUCAAAUAUAACAAGACCAAUACAUCUGCUUGAAAAAACUAUUGAUAUUUUUGAAGACAGUGGAAAAACAAUUGAGGAAUUAAUAAAUAUAUUUACAAAAAAAGAGUUUAAUAAAAAGGCAAAUCUACAUUAUUUAGGUCCAUUGUUAUCAAAUCUAUCCCAAAGUGGCAGAGUGAGAAAAUACAUUUUAGAUAAAGAAAGAUGUAUAAUCCAAAGGCUACUACCCUUUUCAGGAUAUAGGAAAUCUUUAAUUAGAAGAGGUGGAAUAAUAGGAACUUUAAAGAACUGCUGCUUUGAAACUGAUUUUCAUGAGUGGUUACUAAGCGAAGAAGUAGACAUUCUACCCAGAUUACUUCUCCCCUUAGCUGGCAAUGAAGAGUUCGACGAAGAAGAUAAUGAUAAACUACCACUGGAUUUACAGUACCUUCCCGAUGAUAAAGUGAGAGAGGAAGAUCCAGACAUAAGGUGCAUCUUACUUGAAGCCAUAACACAACUCUGUUCCAAAAGAAUAAACCGAGAAUAUAUAAGAAAUAAAAAUACUUAUGUGAUUUUACGGGAGUUGCAUAAAUGGGAGCAGGAUAAGAAGGCUUUAGUAGCGUGUGAAAAUUUAGUUGAUAUAUUAAUAAGGACUGAAGAUGAAAUAGUAGAAGACAAUUUAAAAGAAAUAAAAAUCCCAAAUCAUUUGGUCGAAACCUUUGAUAAAAUUCAGGAUGAUGUAAAUAAUUCAGAAUAAAAACCUUAGUUU
This is a messenger RNA of Sitophilus oryzae (rice weevil), 1339 nucleotides long. Its product is annotated as protein HGH1 homolog. The transcript is spliced from 5 exons. NCBI's taxonomy places the organism in Eukaryota, Metazoa, Arthropoda, Insecta, Coleoptera, Curculionidae. The record is from RefSeq and is a predicted model, not a curated record. The coding region runs from base 221 to 1327 and encodes 368 amino acids.